Fusarium subglutinans is the source of this 927-nucleotide messenger RNA. RefSeq lists its product as uncharacterized. The record is from RefSeq and is a predicted model, not a curated record. The transcript is spliced from 2 exons. NCBI's taxonomy places the organism in Eukaryota, Fungi, Ascomycota, Sordariomycetes, Hypocreales, Nectriaceae. The coding region runs from base 1 to 927 and encodes 308 amino acids.
AUGCUAUCUGUCAUUCAUUUGCGAGUGGCCUUUGCCCUAUUGGCCUUUGCCCUAUUGGCCAUAAGCUCUGCUGCCGCAAGCCCUUGCAAGCCUCUCUCAGCCGCAACAACUUCUGGUGCCAUAUCUGCCACUAUCACAUCCACUGCUGUCACCUCAGAUGCUUCUGGCGAGACUUCAUUGGUCACUUCUGUCGCAUCCACCACUGAAGAUGAAAGCGCCACUUCCUCCACGGUAGUUGAGUCCUCUACCAAGACAAUUGUCUCUUCCGCUGAGACAUCUGCUUCCUCGGUCGAAACAUCGGAUUCCUCCAUCAUUAUUGAAACAUCUGCAGCCAUAACCACCACCGAGGCUACUGCAGAGACUACAACCGCUGAGCCAACUACCACCGAUGCCACCACCACCGUCGCUGAGACCACCUCAUCCGCAGCCAUCCCUACCUUCACAAUGUUCGCUUCCGGCUCGAACGCCGUUGCAGGCAGAAGUCUCCAAACUUACAACCGUGACGGCACCGUCGCCGUAUUUGACCCCGCCACCGACGACGAUAAUCCUUCCGUUCGACAAUACUUCAUCGACGCUCAAGGCAGGCUUGUGAAUGACCUCGGCUGGUUUCUCUGUGGAUACUAUGGUGCGACGAACGAUGAGCUUAACAAGCCUGCGACAGUGGCGGUCUGCCAUAGCGAAACUCCCUUGCAGACGGCUUUCCUCACUUGCGAGUUGGACGGUCCCUUUGCAAUUGAGUGCUCGGUUCCAGCGAUGUCUUGUGUGUCGAGCGGAUCUGCUAGCAUGCCCCCCACGUGUAUACCUACUACCGGUUAUUGGAGAUUGAAUUCUGUCGGUGUUCGACCGUUUGGUCACACCUGGCAGAUUGGAGGUAGUGAUACGCCCGAUAAAUAUGAGCGAAUGACCAUGAGUAUCCGGGAGAUCUGA